UUGCAAGGAUGGACUGCGUUUGGCGGGCCAGCAGCUCACAUUGCUCUGUUCCAGAAGAUCUUCAUCGAGAGGCUCAACUGGAUGUCUCACUCGCUCUUCAUGGAGCUCUUCGCCCUCGGCCAGUGCCUGCCGGGACCGACCUCGACCCAGGUGUCAUUUGCUAUCGGAGUAGUCAAGAAAGGAAUCCUCGGAGGACUACUCUCUGGCAUGCUCUUCCAGUAUCCUGGACUGCUUAUGAUGUCAGUCAUCGGAUAUGCUGCUGAUCAAGUAGACUGGCAGAACGGAGCUCUGAAGGGUUUCGCGUCCGGUCUCGGAGCCGUUGGCGUCGCACUUGUGGCAGGAGCUGCGCUGACACUCUCGCAGAAGACAUGCCCAGACAGGGAGACGAGAAUUCUUAACCUCAUCGCGGCUGUCUUGGCCUACAUGUUCUCCAGCGCGUGGAUCUUCCCGUCGCUGAUUGCCUUCGGUGGACUUGUGACGUUGAUCAGAGAAAGAACGAGGAGACUUGAGGGAGGAGGGAGGAGGGAGGAAAGAGGGGAUGUAACCGACAGGCAGGUCACGGGAGCGAUUCUCCUCAUCGUGUGGAUUUCCGUUCUUGUCAUCGCUAUCGUCCUGCGAACCUCAGUAAUCAAAUAUGAAGGAUCAGGCCGCGUCCUAUGGUGGUUCGAAUCGUUCUAUCGCACAGGCUCCAUCAUCUUCGGAGGAGGGCAGGUGGUCCUGCCGCUGCUGGUGCAGGAGGUGGUCCACAACCCCAACGUCCAGAGUUGGAUGACGGAGGAGCAGUUCCUGGCGGGGCUCGGAAUUGCCCAGGCUAUGCCGGGCCCUCUCUUCAACAUCGCCGCGUACCUCGGAGCUCUCACGGCGUCUCAAGCUGGUGUCAACGCCAUCGUCGGGGUCUGCGCCACCUGGUUUGGCCUCUUCGGUCCUGGUGUUCUUGUCAUCUUCGGUACUCUGCCGUUCUGGGGAGUUUUCCGUAAGCAACCCGUCUAUCGCCGCGCCCUGCCUGGCAUGAACGCGGCAGCUGUUGGCCUCAUAGUCGCCGCUGUCUUCAGCCUCUACGAUAAAGUC
Guillardia theta CCMP2712 is the source of this 1068-nucleotide messenger RNA. RefSeq lists its product as hypothetical. Lineage: Eukaryota; Cryptophyceae; Pyrenomonadales; Geminigeraceae. Gene Ontology annotation, molecular function: chromate transmembrane transporter activity. The annotation marks the transcript as partial. Gene Ontology annotation, biological process: chromate transport. The transcript is spliced from 13 exons. The record is from RefSeq and is a predicted model, not a curated record.